AUGGAAGAGAAAGUUGCAAUAGAAAUGAAAAUGAGGGAAAUAGGUCAUAAGCUUAAAGUUAAAAUUGAUGAAGAAAAACAAUUGACAUGCAGUUUGGAAUCCAGAAGUGCAUUGAUAAAUGAAGCAAAAUGCAUUUCCGAAAAACUUAAGGAGGAAAAAGAGGCUCUAAGGAGAGAAAAAAAUGAAUUUCAGAAAUUGUUGAAUGAGAGACACGCUGAAAUAGUAACGGAAAAAGAAGCUGCCAAUGAUCGCCUGUCGAAAAUGCGCAUUGAUUAUGAAAGUAGACUUAAAGAACUUUCAAACCUUUCUACUAAGGUACAGCAUGAUGCAUCCGAGACAGAAAAGAAAUUAAAAAAGAAAAUUUACGGCUUGGAACAAGACCUUAAGAAAGAAACAGAACAGAACAAACAACUUAAAUCACAAGUCAAUUCACUGUCAGAAAAGAUUAAAGAUCUUGAAACAGAAAUUCGAAAUGAACAGGAGAAAAAUGCAUAUAAAGAAUCACAAAUUGAAACUGCAGCACUUCAACUGGAGGACGUAACCAAGAACAAUGAGGAAUUGAAGUUUAAGCUUGUACAAGCUGCAGAAAAUACCAGGUCAGAGAUGGAAAAAUCCAGUGCAAAAAUUUCAGAUCUUACUCAAGAUAAAACGUCACUGGCGAAGCAGCUGAGAGCUCUAAAAGACAACAUGCAAGACCUACAAACUACCCUUACAACACAAAAGACGACAUACGAAGCAAAGUUUUCAGAUCUGAUGCACAAUAUGGAGCAGUUACAAGGAAAGAAAUUGGAAACAGACAAAAUGAUCUUUGCCCUUGAACAAGGCCACAGGGAACUUCAACAGUUGUAUGAGACUACAAAGGAAGAACUUGAUCAAUUUAAGCGUAUUAAGAAAAUGCAAAUUCAAAUGUAUUACAACAGUAGAUCCUCUUUGAUUUCGAAAGUGGAAAAUGAGCUCAAGACUUUGCUGAAAAGAGAGAUAGAAAGUAAUACGACGAAAUUAGAAUUUAUUGACCGUGAAAAGGUCAAUGAUAUUGCCCCAAGUGAACCACUACUUAUUAUAUGUAUAUGUGCUUCAAGACUUUCCACAGAUGCAUCAAAUGCAGUACAGUCUUUGAAAUUAACAUCAAAUAUGGCUCUGCUAGUGUUUCACCACAAGGACGGACAUGCACUGCCAAACCAGGCCAGUGAGCAUGUACUGACUGGGAACGAGUAUAAACGUUUAGGCGGCAUUUUUGACUUUGGUUUUCUUUCAGGCAAAGGAAUAUAUUCGUGUGAAAUGAAUGAUCAGAACUUCAGAAAUAUUGUGCACUUCAUACGUAAAGAACAGAGAGACAGUGGCAAGAGCAAAACGCCGGAUCAAAUGCUUGCUCCCGCACAAGCGAAAUGGAAAGAGUCAAAAGGGAAAACUCUUAAUUUGCAAGAGAAAGCAUCUCAUAACGACAUGUUGAAGGGAAAGGUAGAUGCGUCGGAAACACGUUCACAAUGUAAAAAUGAUAAAGGUGAAAUAAAAAAUGAACUUAAAGAUUCAGAAUGUCUGAAAACUAAAAACGUGAAACUUCAUAAAGAAAUAAAGACGCUGCAGGCGGGAAAACGAACGAAAAUACAGAGUUAUCAAGAAACUAUUACAACAGAAACAAAAUUACAUGAGACAAAAAUCUUAGAUCUUAAGCGCCAAUUAAAAUUGGUUCAAGAUGACAAAUCAGAAACAGAGAAAACACUUAAUUCUCUGCGGCAAGAUCACAAGAAACUUCAACAGAUGUAUGAUACCAUUAAACAGGAAAUUGAACGAUUCAAAGCUAUCAAGACCGUUCAAAUCCAGUUGUUCCAUGGCAGUAAAAUUCCGUUGAUUUCAAAGGUGGAAAAUGAGCUAACAGCAUACUUAAAGAAAGAGAUGGAGAACGUAGUGACGAAACUUGAAUUCGUGGAACGCGAAAGUGAUACUGACGUCGACCCAGACAAAACACUGCUGAUUGUAUGCAUAAAUGCAUCAAGACUAGGAACAGAUGCUAUUACCGCAAUUAAAACGUUAAAUGUGACCUCAAAGAUGGCAUUGCUGGUGUUUCACCAUAAGGAUUGGCAAUGCACUUCCAAGCCAAGGCCAGUGCAGCACGUACUGACGGACACGAGUUUUAAUGUUCGUUUAGGCGGAAUUUUCGAUUUUGGCUUUUCUGCUCGGCAAAGGCAUAUAUUCGUGUGA
Ruditapes philippinarum (Manila clam) is the source of this 2199-nucleotide messenger RNA. Its product is annotated as filamin-A-interacting protein 1-like. The transcript has 7 exons. Lineage: Eukaryota; Metazoa; Mollusca; Bivalvia; Venerida; Veneridae. The record is from RefSeq and is a predicted model, not a curated record. Bases 1 to 2199 code for a protein of 732 amino acids.